AUGAGCAACAUGGAGCCCAGCAAACUCAAGACCCAGGUCUCAGCCUCAGACAUCUCCGCCACGUCGACCACUGUGGCCCCGAGGGCGACAAUGCUGCUCAGCUCCGCCCAGCUCGCCCUCAGCACCGUGGCCUUGGCGGCUGGCGUCACGGUCCUCGGCGUCUCGGCCGAUGCCCUCAAGACCUUUGACGACACCCAUCUGCCCUCCGAGUACUUCCUGCCCCUCUGGCCCGCCGACGUCGAUGUCAGGCCUGUGCAGGGCAUGGUGGCCGCAGGGACUGUUGUGACGGUUAUGAGUCUGGUCUCUCUUGUGAUGGGCAGACUCUCCAUGGUAAGCACAUGGACAAACCCUCCUCCGCAGUGCGUGAGCUCACCAGUGAUAAAGACGAGAAACAAGCCUCUGCUACACAUGAUCCCAUCGCUACUAGCCCUCCUCGCCGUUCUCGUCGCCGUCGGCCUCUCUUACCACCUCAACGCUGCAAAUCCCACUGUCCACAACUGGACCUGUCGCUGGCGCCAGGUCCCCAUGCAGCAGCGCCCUCACUGGGGCACGCUGUGCAAGCAAGGCGAGGUCGGCUUGGCCUUGAUGGUCACUUUGAUUCCAGUCGAGGUCAUGCUGACGGGUGUCUGUGCGUAUGCGGCCCUGGCCCAGAGGAACAAGUCUCUGCCAGAACACUGA
Molecule: messenger RNA, 678 nt
Organism: Emericellopsis cladophorae
Lineage: Eukaryota; Fungi; Ascomycota; Sordariomycetes; Hypocreales; Bionectriaceae
Exons: 1
Coding region: 1-678 (225 amino acids)
Source: RefSeq, a predicted model, not a curated record